AUGGCUCACCGAGUAGUGAUAACUGGUUUGGGCACUGUAUCACCCUAUGGUGUGGGUGUGAAGCGGUUAUGGGACGGUAUCAGACAAAACAAAUCUGGCCUCAAGUUUGAUAAGGCAUUGGGCGUGGUUGUUGGGGCUGUCCCUCGAGGCACUGAAGAUGGUGCUUUUAAUGUAAACGAAUUCUCAAACCGAGAUCAACGAGAAAUGGCUACACCAACAUUGCUCACGUUGAAGGCGGUAGAAGAGGCGCUACAGGAUUCUAAAUUGGCCGACGUCGAAGAAGGAUUUCACGAUGAAACAGCUGUCAACAUUGGUAAGAGCUUCAAUGAAUUACAUUAAAUGUUUUAUUCAAUGUUGUACGAAUACAUUACUAUGAAUUCUUACUUCAAAACACUUACAGUAUGAUUAUGCUAGUCAAAAUCUUGCUUUAGGUAUGGGCAUUGCUGACCUAGAAGAGAUCCACAAGACCGCUACACUAAUCGAAAAGGGCAGACCUCGUCAAGUUGGACCGUUCUUUGUUCCUAAAAUACUGACAAACGUGCCCGGAGGCUAUGUUGCUCUUAAAUAUGGUUUAAAGGGAGGCAACAGUUCCUCGACCACAGCUUGUGCUACUGGACUAACCUGUUUGGCUGAAGCCUUUGCUCAAAUUCAGUCUGGACGAGUGCGUAGAGCUGUUGCUGGAUCAGUCGAAAGCUGUCUGAACUCCGUUUCUGUGGUCGGAUUUCAACGAAUGAGGGCUCUCGCUUCCAAAACUGAUGAUUUAGAUGAUACAUUACGUAAGUGACUCGUAUAUAACGGUAGUACCUAUACUGCCGAUCCUAGACAUCAUAUAUAUGUAUUUUUGAUAACAAUCUUUAAUGUUGUAACCAUAGGGUUAUACGAUGUACAUAUAGUAGAAGUCAGGGGUAGCAAUUUAUUUAACAGAAUAAUACAAAUUAUAGAGAAUAGAGUAGUGCUGGUACCAGGAGCAGCGGGUCGUAUUGCUGACUGAAUAGGUGUACAAAGAUUGUACUUUUAUAGUACUAGAAAAUAGGCGGAGUUUGCACGACUAUUUCGAAAUAGCGUUGACGUGUACUGCGCUCAUUGGUUACUUUACGCUUUGUCAUGAUGACUAACAUGUAUUUCGAAAUCUGGUGAUUUUGUAACAAGAAUAGUACCGUAUUAUAUCUACGUUCUUUUCGUGGUGUUUUUACGAAUAUUACAUUAAGUAAUCAGAAUUUGAUAACAAUUUUAUUUUAGCGUCAACAUCACGGCCAUUUGAUGUUCAUAGGAACGGUUUCGUGUUGUCAGAAGGAGCUGGGAUUCUGAUUUUGGAAAGACUUGAAGAUGCCAAGGCUCGUGGUGCUACCGUCUACGCAGAAGUUCUGGGAUACGGUAUGUUUUUGAUAAUAUAGAAAAGAAAAACAUAAUUUUCAAAUAUUAUCAGUACAACAUCUAACACAAUAUAAAUUCAGACCAGCUUUUAUAAAUCUAUAAAGCAUAUCUUUAUGAGUCAAUAUAACUUAUGACAUCGACUUUAAAUUCAGGUAUAUCCAACGAUGCCUACCACCUAACCUCACCUUCUCCAGAUGGAAAAGCUUCUGAACUCAGUAUCACGAGAUGCCUAAAAGAUAGCAAACUUGAUGUCAGUGACGUACAGUACGUCAAUGCUCACGCUACGUCAACAAAAGUGGGCGACAAAGCUGAAGCCAUCUCGAUCUCUCGACUGUUCGGCCCAAAAGUGGCAUUAUCAUCACUAAAAGGCCACAUUGGACAUUGUGUGUCAGCAGCUGGGUCGAUUGAAUCGAUAGGGACCUUGUUGAGUAUGACGAAUGGGGAAAUACCUCCAACACUCAACCUGGCACGGUCUGAUGUUGACGUAGAUGUGGACUUGGUUCAAGGAGAAUGGAGGAGGUGGCCCAAAGGCAAACGAAGAGUUGUCGUCAAGAAUUCUUUCGGGUUUGGGGGCGCUUUUGUGUCAGUAGCCUUUGCUCAAGUAUAG
Messenger RNA from Bursaphelenchus okinawaensis, 1981 nucleotides. NCBI's taxonomy places the organism in Eukaryota, Metazoa, Nematoda, Chromadorea, Rhabditida, Aphelenchoididae. The record is from the annotation of a GenBank genome assembly.